ACGGGCCGAUCGUGAAAAGUAAUGAAAAGUUUCAGACCCUUUAGUUAGUAAUUCAGUAAAUCAAUCUGUAUAGUCAGUCAGUUUAGUCAUCGCUUUAUUAUGAAAAUGAAAAUACGACAGAUAUUCUUAGUGCUAACAUUUCUGAUCACUUUUGUAACGGCACUUCAAACCGUUCCAGUAAUAGUUGCAUCUCAUAAACUUGUACCUGAAUUAAAAUCCGAGAUCAAUGCGGAUAAUAUUGAAGCUCAUAAUGUUACUAGUGUAACUAAUAUGCUUAAGAAAUUAAUUACUGCAUGUUCAAGUGAUGAAUAUUUAUUAGUAAAUAUUCCUGGAUUACAAUUGGAUGAUAUAACAGAUAAUAAAGUUGAACAAUGGCCAUUUGUAAGUAAUUAUUUAAAGAUGGCAUCUUCAUUAGUGGGAUUACCUUGGGUUCAUGGUACAUUAGAUUUUCAAUUUCUUGAAAGAUAUAUUAUUAGAAAUUGUCAAGCUGAGGCUGUUUAUGUAAAUCUGGUUAAUCAUGAAGAAGUAGCUCCAUAUUAUGAUGUUCGAACUCGAGUUAUUGUUGUAAAUCUUCCUCCUUUACCAAUUGAUGGUUCAAGAGAUGGUACAUUAAAGGAAUAUGAUGAAUUAAUUAGAAAAAUCAUACGAAAACUUCCAUCUCCUCAUUAUACAUUACUUAUAACUAGUGAUGUUACAACCACCACUCAUCCUGUUCCACAUACAUUUAUUCGAUCAAAUCCUGAUAGAUUUGAAAUAUUUAAUAAUAUUAUAAAUCAUUCAAGUCGAGCAACAGAGUAUGAACGUAAUGAUAAUGUAAAAAAUGUAGAUCCAAUUUGGCAUAAACCUAAACAUACAAAUGAUCGUUAUUUAAGAAAUAAGAAGAAAGAUGAAAUUCAUUUCUUUAGAGAUAAUGAACUCUGGAUGAAAUAUCAACAAUUGGUUACUACUGUUAUAGUAAUGAUAUUAGGAUUAUUUAUGAUGAAAAUCAUUAGUAUUUUUGGGAAUAUUAAGCAAUGGAUCAUAGAUAAAAAGAGGAAAAAUCAGUUAAUAAUUGAGAAAAAUAAAAAGCAUGAUUGAAGAAGCUUAGAGGUUAACUAAAAAGGAUACAAUCAUAGUAGUUAUAGUAUUGUGGGUAAUAUA
Scheffersomyces amazonensis is the source of this 1140-nucleotide messenger RNA. It is a transcript of the gene BIG1, whose product is annotated as Big1p. Lineage: Eukaryota; Fungi; Ascomycota; Pichiomycetes; Serinales; Debaryomycetaceae. The record is from RefSeq and is a predicted model, not a curated record. Gene Ontology annotation, cellular component: endoplasmic reticulum membrane. The transcript has a single exon. Bases 100 to 1077 code for a protein of 325 amino acids. Gene Ontology annotation, biological process: (1->6)-beta-D-glucan biosynthetic process; fungal-type cell wall biogenesis.